Molecule: messenger RNA, 442 nt
Organism: Ceutorhynchus assimilis (cabbage seed weevil)
Lineage: Eukaryota; Metazoa; Arthropoda; Insecta; Coleoptera; Curculionidae
Source: the annotation of a GenBank genome assembly
AUGAUAGAACUUGUGAAUUUUUGUGACAAUUAUUUGAUAGAUGAUUCAAAAACCAAUUUUAUAUGCAAUUGUUACUACGGUAACGAUUUCAUCAACAGAAAAUUUAUCCGAUUUUUUUAUCCAGUUAUAUUUUCUCUUCCUUCCUAUUUAUCCGCUAGCAAACUACGAUUUUUGACAUUUCAAAUGGGAUUAUUUAUACAUGAGACCAAUUCCUUUACAAUAAACUUUUUAUUUUCGAUAGUAAAUCCUUGAACAUCCAAAAUUAUAUUCAUAAUUUCAAUAGUGAAAAUUUUUUAAACAUUUGUUUUUUGGCACUAUAGUUUUUUAUUUGGUUUUUCAAUUUUUCAAGUUUUAUCAUGUGUUUCAAUAGUUGUUUUUCAAAGUUCUUAGACAUAAUGACAGAUAUUAAGGAGAUACUCUCGUUUUAUUUAAAGUUGUUUAA